AUGAGUCGGAGUCAACGAGUAGCAGGCAUGCUGAACGAGGCAGUGGCAUUGGAGCAUAAGGCGUGGUACUACUACACUCUUGUUGCUGGAAUGAUGGAUAGAAGUGCGUAUCCAAAUCUGUCAGUCUGGUUCAGGAAGGAGGCCCUUGAUGAACUGGAACACGCCCAGAUUGUGAUAUCGUUCAUAAACAGGCUGAAUACGCCACUCAGGUUCCCUGAUAUUGGGAGACCUGUUUUGGAUGAAUCAGAUCAGUUGGUGAUUGACGCAUUCAGAAAGGCAGUUGAGUUUGAGCAGAUUGUGCUAGGCCACUACUCGAAGAUGGCUGCUGUUGCUGAUGAGGAGGGUGAUUUGGUUGUUGCUGAAUUCUGUGAUCAGUUUCUACGGUUGCAGAUCAAGGAAGUGAAAUCAUUCAGGGAUCACCUGAGAAAUGCAGAGAGGUGCAAGAGGGAGGCAGACACGUUCGUAUUUGAUCAGUCAUUUGGUAAGUGA
Molecule: messenger RNA, 489 nt
Organism: Enterospora canceri
Lineage: Eukaryota; Fungi; Microsporidia; Enterocytozoonidae
Source: the annotation of a GenBank genome assembly